AUGGAGUCCGUGGCCAAGAGCAUGCCGAACUGGACACCAUCGAUCGAGCUGGGCAACAUUGCAGCACCCCCACCAGUGGCAUCAAUCCGUCCGAUACGCUCUCUACAGACCAAGAAGAAUACACGUUUUCCCAGGCUGCACAGUGGCGGUUCUAGUGUCGAUAAUGCGUCCGGAAAUCACCCUACCGAGAUCACUGCUCCAAAGCCAACCAGGGCCGGCAAGAGAUACAGCGUGCAGGUGCAGAGCAUGGAGCAUCUGGCCGCAGAGCAAUCACCAAACCCAUUCGGGGAUGUCCCGACUUCUCAGACAUCAUCGAACACCGCCCGCUACGACUUCCAAGCGGCGCUGGUGAUGGAGCAAAGCUCCGCCGGAGUGGGGAGGGCUGGGGAGAGAUCGGCCUCCAUCAACGACGCACCAAGGGUGAAGAGCCAGAUUGUGAGACCAGAGCACGCUGCAGCGGCACGUGAAGGGAGCCCGUUUCCGCCCACGCCGAGUGUCCCCGCGGCGUGCUAUGGGUCGGGACAGACGCCGCGGGGAUGGUUGUAA
Molecule: messenger RNA, 546 nt
Organism: Fonsecaea nubica
Lineage: Eukaryota; Fungi; Ascomycota; Eurotiomycetes; Chaetothyriales; Herpotrichiellaceae
Exons: 1
Coding region: 1-546 (181 amino acids)
Source: RefSeq, a predicted model, not a curated record